This is a messenger RNA of Prorocentrum cordatum, 2774 nucleotides long. Lineage: Eukaryota; Dinophyceae; Prorocentrales; Prorocentraceae. The record is from the annotation of a GenBank genome assembly.
CCUCGCUCCUCCUCCGGCCUCGCGCCCCCCGCGGGCGCCGGCCCCGAGAGAGCCCCGAGCCAGGAAGCGUGCGCGUGGGCAGGAAGUCCCACAAGCUCGCGAAGGGCUUCCGCCUCAGCGUGGACGAGCGUUUCUUCGAGGUCGCGGCCGAGAUACGGCGCCACACCUUCACGGAGGAGCCGGGCGACAAUUGGUUGUCCGAGGCGCUCGCCGGGAUGUACGUGGCGGUGAACUCGCUGCCAGACUCUGCCCGGAGGGGCGUGCGCUUUCACUCGGUGGAGCUGUGGCACCUGCAGAGCGGGCGCCUCGCCGCGGGGGAGGUUGGGUACACUGUUGGCCAAAUCUACACCUCGUGCACUGGCUUCGCCUUGAAGCAGGAGUUCCCUGGCGCUGGCACCCUGCAGCUCGUGGCCCUCGGUCACUGGCUGGCUCGGUGCGGCUUCGAGGCGUGGGACCUCGGCAUGCAGCUGGACUACAAGCUCGGCAUUGGCGGCUCGAAGCAUCCGCGCGCCGACUGGGUCGCGCUUGUCCGCCGGCUCCGGCCGCGGCGUUGCCACCUGCGCUCGCCCGGCCCCGACUGCCCCGCCGCCCAGCAGCUCCUCCCUGCACGCCGGCUGCGGCGCCCCUCGCCUGGCGCCGGCCCGCCGCCGCCGCCGGGGCGGCCGCGGCCAGCCGCGGCGCGGCCCGCGCGCGCGCGCUGGCUCGGCGGCGCGGCGGGGCCCGCGGGGCCAGGCUCGCCCCAGUGCAAGUUGGGCGCAGAGGUCCUUGACAGGGCGGAGCGCCUGGCCAGCGGCGCCGGCGGCGCCGGCCCCCCGGGGCUGCGGAGCUACGUCUGGCUCUCGCCCCUGGCGGAGGCGCUGCUGGACGCUGUGUCGGAGCUGGCGCCAGGCGAGUGGCCGUGCACGUGCGCCGCGCUGGGGGCCCGCCUGCGGGCCGCCGCGGACUCGGGCGCCUGCUGGGGGCCCCCGCGGGGGCCCCCGGUGCUGGGGCCCCCGCUGCUGCUGGCGGUGGCCGCCGCGCUGUCGUCGUGCCACGUGGCGCCCGCGGCCGUGGCGGACGGUCCAGAGGGGGCCAGCGCGUUAGCGCAGGCGCUGGAGGCUGCCCUGUCCGCGGAGCUCGCGGUGGCGGGCGAGGCUGCAGCGCCCAUGGCGGCUGCGGUCCGGGCCCACCUGGAGCGCAGCGGGUGCCGGCUCACCCACGCCGCCCUGUGCGCGCUGCCGGCUCACCCGCGGGCGCGGGCCGCGGCUGGGCGCGAGCUGCUGCUGUGGGGCGGCCCCGCGCAGUCGGCCGGCAUGGCGGGCUGCAGCUACACGCCGCCUCUGGACCUGGCCUGCAGCCGGGUCGGCAUCGCCGCCGCGGCGCACGCGCUGGAGGCCUCGGCCUCUCAGAGGGUGCUCGACCUGCACACCCUCCAGUGCCUCGCAGCCUUCCUGGAGGUGGAGAUGGGGAUGGAGGCGGGCCGCGCCGCGCCCGCCGCGGGCGGGCUCCACGACGCUGCCGCUGCCGUGGCUGUCCGCAGGACGCUCGGCCGGGUCUUCCCCGAGCCAGCCGCUGCCGCCGCCGCGUCACUGGCGGUCGCGGCGCGGGCGCCCGCAGCGGUCGAGCUCGCUGCGCUGGCGGCCGCGGCGCUGGCGGCCGCGGAGGAGCUGGCGGCGGCGCGGCAGCAGGCCCUCGGCGUUCGCUUCCUGCCCAGCCAGCGGCCCAGGGGAGCGACCCUGGACGCCGACUUGCCGUGGGCCGCCGCCGGGCCACCGCCCGCGAGGCCACCGGAGAGCGCGGGCUCGGAGGACGAGCAGCAGUUCAGCGCGUCCGGCGGCAAGCGGAGGUCUCCGCUGGAGCACAUGUUCAUCACGCCGCUGAAGCUCAACUUGGGUGGUACGCCGCUCACCAUCCAGCCUACCUUCAACACCAAGCUCAAGGCCCGCGAUUGCGUAGGGCCCGGUACUGCUGCAAACCUGUGCAAGUGCUUGUCGAUUGAGGCCUACCACAUCGGCCUCUUGGAGGGUUCCCUGCGCGUCGGCCUCGCGACGCAGCUCGAGAUCAGCGGCCAGCCGCGCCCCGCCUUGGCGCCGCUCUCUCAUGGGGACAUCCUGGGCGCCAAUGAGCUGUCUGCGCAGUUGACCCGUUGGCCAACCGUCGGCUUUGGCAUCGUCGAGAUUGACGAGAUGAACUUCGAGCGCGGCGCUGAGGGCGCUGCCGAGCUGGAUGCCGGAGCUCUUCAUAUACGCGAGGGCGUCGUGGGCACGGCCGGCAACCUCGUCGAGGCCGGGGGGUCCAAGGGCGACGCCCCGCGGGCAGAGCGCGAGGUCCACUUCGAGAGGCCGGCAGCAAUGGGGCGAAUGCGCGACGCCAGCGGAGAAGGGCAUGCAGCUGAAGCUAGUCGAAGGGCCGCUGCCCCUGCCGUAGUUGAUGCUCACGUGGCGGGCCCAGUUCGAUUGCCUCGCUUGCCGCUCAGUGGCGGGCUUGCGCUUUCUAGGCUGGCGGGCGAUCCAAGCAUGCCGCCGCAGCUGGUCAAACUGUCCGCGGGCCUGCCGGCGCGCAUUGCCAUGCGCGCUGGAGCUCGAGUUUCUUUCUUUGCUCAUGCUGCGCAGCCGGCCCGCGCCGCGGACCAGUCGGCCCCCGCCGCAGUGGUUUGCGAGACUGAGGUUCGCGAGGGGUUUCGGCUGACCUCCGAGUUCAUUGCGCCGCAGCCUCGAUCAGAUUGGGCAGCAUGUCUGCGCGUCGGCGACGCCAAGCAGCAGCGCAUUAUUUCGUGGAUGUGUAAAUUCUUCUAG